UUUUCCCUUCGGUCAUUCAUAUGUGAUCAAAAUUGUCAUUUGCUCCAUGCGUAGAACUGCGUUUCUGGGUGCUACUGCUAUAGCUCGAAACUGUCCGCGCGACAGCCGAGAAUUCUGGCUUGUGGAGAAGGCUAACGACGCCUUCAAGGGCUGAUAGGGAGGUAAAGAAUCAAAAUGCAGCAGAGGAGGUCUUUGACGGGCCGGCCAAGUGGAACGGAUGGUUCGGAUUUCUCCUACCGCAUGACUGUUGACUCCCGAUAUCAAAAAGUAGCCCAAGGGAGGUCUCAGUUACAAACAUCAAUCUCAAUUCAGGCUGUUGUCCAAUUAAUUAGGGCAGUGUGUCUAGCUCUAUCAAUUUCAAAGGGGAAUGUCCCUAGUCCACUCGCUAUGUCAUCUCUCGCCACAGCCUUUCUAUCAAUAAUUGUUGGAGAAUUAGGUAGAAGACGAAGUCGGGUAAAUUUCUUAAGAUUUUACAUAGUUGCAGCAGCUGCAGUGAUACUUUUAUCUAUUGCCUGUCUUGUCAAGGGUGAUUUGAAAUUGGAGGACAUCCUUAAUGUCCAUGUCAAAGUCAGGAAGUUUGAAUUUCUUGAAGCUACAAGUGUUCUUCUUGGCCUGCUGGUCCAGGUGUUUACUGUCAAAACGACGGUAUCACUCAUUAGCAACAUGUCUCCACCCAAGAGAACUUCAUAAGGGUGUGAUGCCAAUUUGCUAAUGAUUUGGGUUAAACAAGCAAGUUCGGCUUUCCUUGUGUGUGCCAAGUAGCAUGUCGUCGUCUGAGUAUGGCUUAACAGGCAUUACAAACAGCAAGAAGCCAGCACUUUGCUUUGCGAGUAAGCUGUACAAUAGACUUGUUGAUGAUCUUCACUUGAAGAUUCUUGGUUUACAGUGCUCGACUCUCUGUAUCAAUUUGGUGAUCCUCGACUGUCAAUCAGAGAAAUUAGUUUUCUUUGAAGCAAUUUUGGCAAACAUAGGACAUAAAUUCAUAUGGAGGAAACAGAUUUCAAUACUACUUGACAUUUGUGAAGAGGGGAUUGUAGAAAAACAACCGAAACUGACUCUUAACUACAUGAUGUUGAAGUACAAGGCGCCCUAGUUACAGAAGGGAUUGUGAAAUUGGGUAA
Molecule: messenger RNA, 1121 nt
Organism: Syzygium oleosum
Lineage: Eukaryota; Viridiplantae; Streptophyta; Magnoliopsida; Myrtales; Myrtaceae
Exons: 7
Coding region: 175-690 (171 amino acids)
Biological process (GO): endoplasmic reticulum organization; vesicle-mediated transport
Cellular component (GO): endoplasmic reticulum membrane
Source: RefSeq, a predicted model, not a curated record